AUGCCUUUAAAGGAAGGACCAGAGAAAGCACUCGGUGAUUCCUAUUAUAUUGCUAAAAAAUGCUUGGAAAGCCUAGAAAGAAAAUUGAUUAAACAACCAAGUUUAAAGGAAAAGUAUAAAGAAUUUAUCAAUGAAUAUGCUGAUUUAGGGCAUCUAACUAAAAUCAAUCGACCAGAGUUUGGAUACUUUAUGCCACAUCAUGCUGUAAUCCGCGAGAAAUCUGAAACCACUAAAUUAAGGGUGGUGUUCAACGCUUCGUCUAAAACUCAUACAGGGAAAUCACUCAAUGAUAUUCUUAUGGUCGGCCCAGUUGUGCAAAGUGACCUAAUAUCUAUAUUGCUUCGUUUUCGUGAGCAUAAAUAUGUUCUAACAGGCGACAUCGAGAAAAUGUUCAGGCAAACCGAAAUCACACCGUCGCAGCGUCAUCUUCAGCUCAUUUUGUGGCGUGAAGAUUGUAAUCAGCCUAUUGAUAUUUUGCGUCUAAAUACAGUAACCUAUGGUACUGCGUCUGCGCCCUUUCUCAGUUCUCGGUGUCUCCUACAAUUAGCUAAUGAAUGUGACGAUGAAUCUAUUGCUCGUAUAAUCAAAAGCGAUUUCUACGCUGAUGAUCUUAAUACAGGCGCAGAUACCGUAGAGCGCCUGCAACACAUUUACAAAAAUGUUGUCGAAGUUCUUGACUCAGCGUGUUUACCUAUAAGAAAAUUUCGUACUAACUGUCCUCAAUUAUUUCAUAAUGAAACUGAUUCGGGAAAACCCAUGGAUUUUUAUAAAGAUUCCAGUGUCUUGGGUCUGAAUUGGUCACCUACAGCGGAUCAAUUACAAUUUUCAACAGAUCUGACUCCAUCCCCUCAGAUCACCAAAAGAACUGUCAUAUCCACGACAUGUAAGGUUUUUGAUCCAUUAGGGUUGCUAUGUCCUUGUGUUAUUAUAGCAAAAAUUAUUUUACAGGAAUUGUGGUCUUCCAAGUUAGAUUGGGAUGAUCCCGUUCCUUAGAACUUUUGCAAAAAUUGGUCAAGUCUUUUAAAAGAAUUUUUACACCUGUCAAACAUUAAGAUCCCGCGACGGGUUCUGUCUGAAAACCCGAGAUCUCUAGAGCUGCAUUGUUUUGUAGAUGCCUCCCAACAAGCCUACGCGGCUUGUGUGUACGUACGUUCUCAAAAUCAGGACAGAAGUAUCACGGUUAGGCUGCUAUGUGCAAAGGCAAGAGUUGCUCCUCUACACUCUACCACCAUUCCUCGGCUGGAAUUAUGUGGUGCUCUGUUAGGGUCUCGCUUAUGCUUUAAGGUUUUACAGUCAUGGCGGGGUAACUUUAGCCAAAAAUAUCUAUGGACGGAUUCAACAAUUGUUUUAGCUUGGUUGAAGACCCAAACUAAGGAUCUCAAGGUAUUUGUGUGUAAUCGGGUAAAUGAAAUUAAUAAACUUACCAGCGGAUUUAUAUUUCGGCAUGUACCCACAGAUAAAAACCCGGCAGACCUGGCGUCUCGCAGCGUAAGUCCCAGUCAGCUCGAAGCUUCUGCCCUCUGGUGGGAAGGGCCGUCGUUCCUACGGAAUGAUGAAUCCUACUGGCCGAAAACCGCUCAUACUCACAUUCCUAUACACUUACCCGAGAUCCUACUCCAUUAACCCCUGGGCAUUUCUUAAUUGGAAGACCUAUGAGCGCGGUGCCUACGCUUCCUAUCACGGCAAAGCACCCCAACCGGUUCCAGCUCAUUGAGCAAUUAAGGCAACACUUUUGGCAGAGGUGGCGCCGGGAGUUUAUAGCAGAGCUUCAACAGCGAACUAAGUGGAGAACUAAGACAAAGGAGCUUCAGAUUGGAGACUUAGUAUUACUUAAAGAAGAUAAUAUUCCUCCACUUCAAUGGCGUCUAGCACGCAUCGCUAAAUUAUACCCUGGAUCGGAUGGAGUAAGCAGAGUCGCAGAUGUCCUUACUACAAAGGGCACAAUAAAAAGAGCUAUCCACAAGAUGUGUGUAAUUCCUGCCAAAGAUGAUGUCAAAACAAACUAGGUACUCGGACGCUGUACUGGGCCACAUUCAAUCCUAUUGAAAGCAGUACUUUCAAGGCCCGGAGGAUGUUAACGCCUGUAACAGCUGAGAGGAGGAGACGGCGGGGGAGAGGGGAAGCGACCAGUUUUUAGAACCUGCGCCGACAUACGCGAGAGAGACCGCCAUCGCCCGGCCGUAAUGAGAGACGUCCUUGUUUAGCAUUAUAUUUAAUCUAUACCUAAUAAUCUUGUUAAUAUAAAUCUAGAACUUUAA
This is a messenger RNA of Leptidea sinapis, 2258 nucleotides long. RefSeq lists its product as uncharacterized. Lineage: Eukaryota; Metazoa; Arthropoda; Insecta; Lepidoptera; Pieridae. Bases 1 to 993 code for a protein of 330 amino acids. The transcript is spliced from 2 exons. The record is from RefSeq and is a predicted model, not a curated record.